Molecule: messenger RNA, 6968 nt
Organism: Passer domesticus (house sparrow)
Lineage: Eukaryota; Metazoa; Chordata; Aves; Passeriformes; Passeridae
Gene: MYOF
Product: myoferlin
Exons: 54
Coding region: 688-6864 (2058 amino acids)
Biological process (GO): plasma membrane organization
Cellular component (GO): membrane
Source: RefSeq, a predicted model, not a curated record
UAAUUUCUUUUUUGCACGCAUUUCCUUGAUACUUUUUAAUUUUUAGUCAAUGGUACAUAUUUCAGUAAUUCUACUGUAAAUCUACUGUCUCCAGGAUGUUCCACGAGGAAGCUGCAGUGUCGUUCCAGAAUGCAACAGGAGGGGGAGGACUUGCACUGUUUUUUGGGAUCAUCGCCAGUUUCCCGCUGGGCUGGCACGGAGACAAACCAAAAGCAUUUGCGAACAAUGAAGUUCUAAAAAUUAGGGGCGAAAAAUAUAAGCCAUUGUGGAAUUUCAUACCUUGUAUGCCGAGAGGCAGAUGCGGUUUAGAUCGAGUUCUAGAGUCGUGCUUAAUGUUCUUAACGCUUAUUCUAGCCUUGGUUUCUGACGAGAGAUUUAUCAGUUUAAGAAUAAAAGCAGCAGCCAGAAACCUGCGUUUUUGCAGUGUGCUUUUUCUGUUGCAGGAUUUCACUAGUGAAAGCUCUUUCUGUGCAGCAUGACACAAGCUGGUGUCAAUUUACAGGGGUGUUUUUUUUCCCAGAGCUUUGAGCAGCUAGUCCGUCAUAGAUCCACCCAUGGACCUCCUUUGCUGUAAACCACUCAUUCCCUGCCUCCUCUUCCUGCUGGCAUUUCAGUCCAGAAGUUAAGGACUGAAACUGAGUAUUUAAUUCCUUCGGUAUUAGUCAACGUUUAGACAAAAGGGAAGCAAUGCUUCGGGUGAUUGUGGAAUCUGCUACCAAUAUUCCUAAAACCAAGUUUGGGAAACCAGAUCCUAUCGUUUCUGUUAUUUUUAAAGAUGAAAAAAAGAAAACAAAGAAAAUUGAAAAUGAACUCAAUCCUGUUUGGAAUGAGAUUGUUGAAUUUGACUUGAAAGGAAUUGCUCUGGAUAAUUCAUCUUCCCUAACAAUUAUUGUGAAGGAUUUUGAAACAAUUGGACAAAACAAAUUAAUUGGCAGUGCAUCUGUAGCACUUAAAGAUCUUGUAGGUAACCAAAGCAGAUCUUUUCCCUUCAAACUCAUACCUCUACUGAAUGAAAGGGGACAAGAAACUGGAGCAACAAUUGAUUUGGUAGUGGGAUAUGAGCCACCAGCUGGACCUGCAAAUCCAACUGAUCCAGGAGGGACCAGUGCACAGGAAGAUGGAGAAGAUGAUGGAGAUUACGAGGAUGGGUUGGAUGGUCCAGUUGGUGGUGUCACACCAACAGUUCCAAGUGGCACAAAGGAAGCCCAGCUAGCUAAACGCAUCACCAAAGGAAAGAAAACACGGAGAAUCCUCUCUAACAAACCACAGGAUUUUCAGAUUCGCGUUAGGAUCAUUGAAGGUCGUCAGUUGCCUGGAAAUAAUAUAAAACCAGUAGUCAAAGUUCAUGUUUGUGGUCAGACACACCGAACAAGAAUCAAAAGAGGAAAUAAUCCAUUUUUUGAUGAAAUAUUUUUCUACAAUGUGCACAUGACUCCUUUAGAGCUGCUUGAUGAAACCGUGAGCAUUCGGGUGUAUGAUUCUCACUCUCUACGAGCAGACUGUCUAAUGGGUGAAUUUAAGAUUGACAUUGGCUAUGUUUAUGAUGAGCCUGGCCAUGCAGUCAUGAGAAAAUGGCUUUUGCUGAGUGAUCCUGAAGAUACAAAUUCAGGAGCCAAAGGCUAUAUGAAAGUCAGCAUAUUUGUCCUGGGAACUGGAGAUGAGCCACCAGUUGAAAAAAGAGAGAGAGAUAAUGAAAGUGAUGAUGUGGAGAGCAAUCUUUUAUUACCAGCUGGGACUGCACUUCGAUGGGUCACUUUCCUUCUCAAAAUCUACAGAGCUGAGGACAUUCCACAGAUGGAUGAUGCUUUUGCACAAACUGUCAAGGAAAUAUUUGGAGGAGAAGCAGACAAGAAAAACCUGGUAGAUCCAUUUGUAGAAGUUUCUUUUGCUGGGAAAAAGGUUUGCACAAACAUAAUUGAGAAAAAUGCUAAUCCAGAAUGGAAUCAAAUUAUUUAUCUUCAAAUUAAGUUUCCCUCGAUGUGUGAGAAAAUAAAAAUUUCAGUUGUUGACUGGGAUCGACUUACAAAAAAUGAUGUAGUCGGAACAACAUAUUUAAGUCUCUCAAAAAUUGCUUCUUCUGGAGGGGAGGUUGAAGAUUUUUCAUCUUCGGGAACAGGGGCUUCAUCAUAUGAAGUAAACUCUGGAGAAACUGAAGUUGGCUUUUUACCAACAUUUGGGCCUUGUUACCUAAACUUUUAUGGAAGUCCAAGAGAAUACACUGGAUUCCCAGACCCUUAUGAUGAAUUAAACUUUGGAAAGGGAGAAGGAGUUGCAUAUAGAGGGAGAAUUCUGGUUGAACUAUCUACAUUAUCUGAAAGCAAGCCUGUUAAUAAAAAAUUAGAAAUUAUUCCUAGUGAUGACUUACUGGUUGUCGAGAAAUACCAGCGCAGACGGAAGUUCUGCUUGGCUGCUGUGUUCCAUUCUGCCACGAUGCUGCAAGACACGGGGGAGCCCAUCCAGUUCGAGGUGAGCAUCGGCAACUACGGCAACAAGUUCGACACCACCUGCAAGCCCCUGGCAUCCACCACCCAGUACAGCCGCGCCGUGUUCGAUGGUAACUAUUAUUACUACUUGCCAUGGUCAAACACAAAGCCAGUUGUAACGCUGACUUCUUUUUGGGAGGACAUAAGUCAUAGAUUAGACCCUGUGAAUGUAAUCCUAAACAUGGCUGAAAGACUGCAAUCCAACUUAGCCACCUUAAAGUCAGGAAUGCAGGCUAAAAUGUCUGAAAACAGAUUAGCUGAGAUGUGGUUGAAGCUGAUUGAUGAACUUACAGAAGACUUAAGUAAACCAUUUCCCCUCAUAGAAGGCAAAUCUAAUAUUACAGUCCUUGACACUCAGAUAGAAAAGCUGCGCCUCAAGUCUCUCAAACAGAUUGGAGAAGCAGCAGCAAGGAUGAGAAGUGAAGCUACUGAGGUGAAAGCCACUCUGACAGAAAUUGAGGACUGGUUGGAUAGAUUACUGCAACUGAGUGAAGAGCCACAAAACAGCAUGCCUGAUGUGAUCAUAUGGAUGAUCCGAGGGGAGAAAAGACUGGCCUAUGCUCGUGUUCCUGCACACCAAGUGCUGUACUCCACAGCGAGCCCUGAAUCAUCUGGUAAAUAUUGUGGAAAGACCCAAACAAUCUUCUUAAAGUACCCACAGGACAAGACGAAAGAUGUCAAAAUGCCUGCAGAGCUGCGAAUUAACAUUUGGCUGGGGCUCAGUGCAGUUGAAAAGAAGUUUAACAGCUUUGCAGAGGGAACAUUCAGUGUUUUUGCAGAAAUGUAUGAAAAUCAGGCUCUCCUUUUUGGAAAGUGGGGUACCUCAGGACUUGUUGGUCGCCAUAAGUUUUCUGAUGUUACAGGAAAAAUCAAACUUAAAAGAGAAUACUUUCUACCCCCAAAGGGCUGGGACUGGGAAGGAGAAUGGAUGGUUGAUCCUGAAAGAAGUCUGUUGACUGAAGCUGAUGCUGGCCAUACUGAGUUUACUGAUGAGGUGUAUGAAAAUGAGAGUCGCUAUCCUGGAGGGGAAUGGAAAGCAUCCGAGGAGAGUUUCACUGAUGUGAACGGAGAAAAAGCCCCACCCCCACGUGAAUUCACAUGUCCUUUUGGAUGGGUGUGGGAAGAUGAUGCUUGGAAAUCCGAUUUAAAUCGAGCAGUGGAUGAGCAUGGGUGGGAAUAUGGAAUUACUAUUCCUCCAGACACUAAACCCAAGUCAUGGGUUGCUGCAGAGAAAAUGUACCACACACAUCGACGACGAAGGCUGGUGCGGAAACGCAGGAGGGAACAGCCUGAAGGAAUGACAGCAGGAAGGGGAAGGUCAUCAUAUGAAGACCAAGAAGGAUGGGAAUAUGCUUCCUUGAUUGGCUGGAAAUUUCACUGGGAACAACGCAGUUCUGAUACUUUCCGUCGAAGGCGAUGGAGACGAAAAAUGGCUCCCUCAGAGACACAUGGUGCUGCGGCUAUCUUUAAACUUGAAGGUGCUCUGGGAGCAGACAAUAGUGCUGAUGAUGGAGAAGGGAAGAGUUCAGACAAAGCCAAGGAGUCAGCUACAACAGUGUUUGGUGCCAAUACACCAAUGGUUUCCUGCUAUUUUGACAGAGUAUAUACUUACCACCUUCGCUGUUACAUCUACCAGGCAAGAAACCUCAUGGCUUUAGACAAAGACAGUUUUUCAGAUCCAUAUGCCCAUGUUUCUUUCCUCCAUCAAAGCAAAACAACUGAGAUCAUUCAUUCAACUCUAAAUCCUACAUGGGACCAAACUCUCAUAUUCAAUGAAAUUGAGAUCUAUGGGGACCCACAGUCAAUAGCCCAAAACCCACCUAAUGUUGUUAUUGAACUUUUUGACAGUGACCAAGUGGGUAAAGAUGAAUUCCUUGGAAGAAGUGUUUGUUCCCCCAUGGUCAAGUUAAUCCCAGAAGAUGACAUCACACCAAAACUGCUCUGGUAUCCUGUAACAAAUAAUGGCAAAGCUUGUGGAGACAUUCUUUUUGCUGCAGAACUUAUUUUGAGAGACAAGGGUGGUACCAACCUUCCAAUUCUUCCAUCACAAAGGGCACCAAAGCUUUACAUGGUCCCUCAAGGAAUCAGACCAGUAGUUCAACUCACUGCUGUUGAGAUUCUGGCCUGGGGGUUGCGGAACAUGAAAAACUACCAGCUGGCACCUGUUAUGUCUCCAAGUCUAAUUGUGGAAUGUGGGGGUGAAAUGGUGGAAUCUGUGGUGAUCAAAAACCUCAAAAAGACACCGAAUUUUCCAUCUUCUGUUCUCUUCAUGAAAGUUCUGUUACCAAAAGAGGAGUUAUACAGUCCAUCUCUUGUUAUUAAAGUAAUAGACCACAGACCAUUUGGAAGGAAGCCCAUCGUGGGACAAUGUACUAUUGACUUACUGGAAAGCUUUCGCUGUGACCCCUACACUACUAAACAGGACAUUGCACCUCAGCUGAAAGUUAGUCUGCUCUCUGCUGCACCUCGCCAGGAUAUAGUAAUUGAUAUGGAGGACACACAGCCACUGCUAACAGCUCAGCUCACAGAAAAGGAGGAAGAAAUUGUUGAUUGGUGGAGCAAAUUUUAUGCUUCAAUAGGAGAAUAUGAAAAAUGUGGACAGUACAUUAAAAAAGGAUAUGACACUUUAAAGGUGUAUGACUGUGAAUUAGAAAAAGUACCUGAAUUCAAUAACUUAACAGACUUCUGUGACACAUUUAAAUUAUACAGAGGGAAAUCUGAGGAGAGUGAUGAUCCAUCAGUGGUCGGGGAAUUCAAGGGCUCCUUCAGGAUCUACGCCCUGCCCGACGACCCGGCCGUGGCGGCGCCGCCGCGGCAGUUCCGGGAGCUGCCGGACAGCGGCCCCCAGGAGUGCAUCGUGCGCAUCUACAUCGUGCGGGCCCUGCAGCUGCAGCCGCAGGACAACAACGGGCUGUGCGAUCCUUAUAUAAAAAUAACGCUGAGUAAAAAAGUGAUUGAAGACAGAGAUCAUUAUGUGCCUAAUACCCUCAACCCAAUCUUUGGCAGAAUGUAUGAACUCAGCUGCUUCUUGCCUCAAGAAAAGGAUCUGAAAAUUUCAGUCUAUGAUUAUGAUGCAUUGACUCGUGAUGAAAAAGUGGGUGAAACCAUAAUUGAUCUGGAAAACAGAUUCCUUUCUCGUUAUGGAUCUCACUGUGGCAUCCCCCAGCAGUACUGGAUUUCAGGUGUGAAUACCUGGCGUGAUCAACUAAAACCCACACAGUUAUUGCAAAAUGUAGCCAGGUUUAAAGGCUAUGCUCCUCCUGUCCUCUCUGAGAAUGGCAGAAAGAUUAACUAUGGGGGUCAAGACUAUACUUUGGAGGAUGCUGAAGCUAACAAAAUCUUACAUCAGCAUCUUGGUCCGUGUGAAGAGCGCUUAGCCCUUCAUAUCCUCAGAACCCAGGGUUUGGUACCUGAACAUGUGGAAACAAGAACCUUAUAUAGCACUUUCCAGCCCAACAUCUCCCAGGGAAAGCUGCAGAUGUGGGUGGAUGUUUUCCCCAAAAGCUUAGGACCACCAGGCCCUCCGUUCAACAUCACUCCCCGAAAAGCCAAGAAGUAUGUCCUGCGUGUGAUCAUCUGGAACACCAAAGAUGUCCUUCUGGAUGAAAAGAGCAUCACAGGAGAAGAAAUGAGUGACAUCUAUGUGAAGGGAUGGAUGCCUGGUAAUGAAGAAAAUAAGCAGAAAACUGAUGUUCACUACCGAUCAUUAGAUGGAGAAGGGAACUUUAACUGGAGAUUUGUUUUUCCUUUUGACUAUCUCCCUGCAGAGCAACUCUGUUUAGUUUCCAAAAAGGAACAUUUUUGGAGUCUUGACAAGACAGAAUUCAGAAUCCCACCCAAACUGAUCAUUCAAAUAUGGGAUAAUGACAAGUUCUCCUUGGAUGACUACCUGGGCUUUGUGGAACUUGAUUUACAUAAAACAAUCAUUCCAGCAAAAGUUCCUGAGAAGUGUAAUAUAGACAUGAUUCCAGAGUACAAGGCAGACAGUCCUCAGAAGGCUCCCAGGACUGCCUCUCUCUUUGAGCAGAAAUCCAUGAAAGGAUGGUGGCCAUGCUAUGUUGAAAAGGACGGCUCACGUAUUUUAGCAGGUAAAGUUGAAAUGACACUGGAAGUUGUCAAUGAAAAAGAAGCUGAGGAAAGGCCAGCUGGUAAAGGAAGAGAUGAACCCAACAUGAACCCCAAACUAGAUCUACCAAACCGGCCAGAUACUUCCUUCCUUUGGUUUACAAAUCCCUGCAAGACCAUGAAAUUCAUUGUGUGGCGCAGGUUUAAAUGGCUCUUCCUAGGCCUCAUCAUCUUGCUGAUUCUCCUCCUGUUUGUAGCAGUGCUGCUCUACUCCCUGCCGAAUUAUUUGUCAAUGAAGAUCGUGAAACCAAUUUAAGGAAGAAUUUUUUACCUCAUCUUUUUAAAUAGUGCUGAAAUUUCGCCCCAGGCUGUGGACCAAAAUCAGCAAGGCUCUCCAUCCUUUGUAUCUGCUUGUAUUUA